CCUAAACAUGCCAUCCCCAUCUUCAACUCAUCAAUUUUCUCUCCUCGGAGCCGCAAUCGCACAAUUAACCCCGGCAUAGAUCGACAGCUAUUCUACCAACUACCGGGAGAUGAGGGCCCUGUCCCCUCGAUUUCACUCUCCCCCAGACACCUACGUUUGCCACCAAGCAUUGGCUGCAUCGAUCCGAUCCAACCCGCUCAUGUACCUCCGGUCUUGACCUUGACUGCAGCCGACCGAGCACUACAUCACGGAUUCAUCCAUUCACCUAUUCACACUGAUUACGACAAAAGAGAGACACCCCCGGCGGCUAUUCACCUUCAACAUUCAUCUUUGCUGCACGACAUCGAACUAUUACUAUUAUUUCUCUUCUUCAUACUAAACCCCUUCGUCCUCUUCUCUUUCUCCAGUCCCUGCUGCUCCAACGCCCCGCCAUCAGAGUGCCUUGACGGCAUCUUCGCCCUCCGUCCGACCGAAAGUGAAUCGCCUCAACCGUUAAUCCUCGCAGUCACUCGAUUCUGACAUCUCUCUCAACGGAACCCAAGACUUGCAGUCCGUCUACCCAUCGCGCUUAUGGAUCCCAAUUGGAUUGACGCCAUCGACCCAGCAUCGAGCCAGAGAAGACCAAGCACUGCUCCUCCGUCCUGUGACGAAGAAAUGCCCACUCUCCUUGAACUGUCAGAUUCCCAUGAAAGAGGCCAAGCGAUGUCCGCCGUUACAUGGCCCACGAACGAAAUUCCGGUUGAGAUUUUCGAGAUCAUCAUUUCAUACCUCACCCGCCUCGAGGUCAGAUGUUUGCGACUUGUCUGUAAAGAAUUCGAGAACAAGGCUUCUGCACAGUACUUCCGAAAUGUUGUCGUGCCCUUCAAGUCGGAGCUUUACAGCAAGUUGGAUCGUGAUGAAAACGGGGCCUUUAAGCGCACGUCCUCCGCUCUCCUCUCAAAUGGGAUGCGCAUCUUCCAGUCUUUUGGUCCACACAUCCGGCGCUUUGCCCUGUCUUUGGAACUUGACGAGGACACGCUCUCAUACCCUCCAGUGAAGCCUUCUCAAGAAGCUAUACCCUCUUUCUGGGGCAUAUACCGCUGGCCACAUGGCACUUACCACCGAUAUACUGAUCUUGAAGGUCUCGAACAAACGGCUGACGAAACUGAGGCCAUGAAGGAAGCGCUCAAGUGUCUGGUUAAAGUCACAAAUCUUGGACUCUGUUGCGAUGCUGGCCUUGGAUUUCUGUCGGGGCCCGAUCACAUCGCACGAGGUGCAACCACUCUCCAUCCUGUGUUUGCAACGCAGAAUUGGCGUCACACUGGUUCUGAGGCACAAGCUCGGAAGCAACCAAUCGUCACCAUGUCCGACCUAAAUGAAAUGGUCAAGGAUUUCAGAAAGCCUGUGUUUGAGAACCCCAUUAGUUUCAAGCGAACAGUUCUGCAAAAGAUGGCCUCAGAUGCUGGGUACUCAGGCUCCCAGAUCAACGAAGCUGUACUCAUGCUGUUAGAGACUGAAGGCACCAAUAUCAACGCGAUUGACUUUGAUGAGAGAGCAACCAUAAUCACUGAGAUGGAAGCUAGACGAGUAAUGGCGCAAAACACACAUCGUGCUGACUUUGAACCAGCCGCCUCAGAGGCGGUCAACCACCCGCUGAUUCCCGCCAGUCUCACAAGAGCACAGAAAGAAAUGCUCCUCGAGCUCGAGUGGGCGCAUCGCGCCAUGAUCCAGUCCUAUGUCAUUGGCCUUAUCGACAAUGCCCGGGACAACUGCUUCAAAAACCUUACCACCAUCACGAUUGCUAAGAUUCCCAGUAGCCAUGUGUAUAUCCUUUGUCGGCAUGAGCUGUGGCAGAAUCUAUCGUCUCUCACCAAUGUUUCGCUGGGGGUUAUUGCUGACUGGCGACGCGUUUCCAAGUCUGCACCGGGCUGUGUAGAAGAUGACGCAGUUUCUCCUGUUGAGGCUGUUGGUAAGGUUUAUCAAUUGCUCAACAAUUACAUUGGCGCUCAGCGACACAUCGAAAGCCUUCACUUUGAAUGGAUCUGUGGUGGAGAGUUUGCUCCUGGGACAUAUCAGCGAAACCACCACAUCCUUCCAGCACCGUUCUUUGAACAACCUCAACUCAUGACUCGCAUUGAUAGCCCCAAGACUAAUACGGACGAUCUCUUGUCAUUGCCGUUUAUUAAACAUUUAUCACUCAAGAACUGCUGGGCCUCGCCGCAUGUCCUUUUGCAAACAAUACGCAAUAUGGCCUUGUCCACACUCGAGAAGCUCGAUCUGGAAUCUGUAUCACUUUCCGGUCCACCGACUCUCACUCCCCAAGCUCCACUCCAGCAAGCUGGCGCAGCAAACAAUGCUCAUCUGCUGAACAUGAUUGGGAUGCACCCUGCACCUCCUGGGGUGCUGGUACCUCCGCCUACCAAUAUAGCGAAUGGAGUUGUUGCACCAUUCCCAUUCAACGCAACGGCUCAGCAGAUUGCAGGAGUAUUCGGAGCGGCUUUCAUGCCACCGCCACCACCCAACAAUCAGGCUCCUCCGCCGCCCCCUCCACCUGCAGCUAUGGAUAUCUUACAGCAACCAGAUGUAUUAUCUUGGGCAGGCAUCAUAGAGCAUUUCUCUCCAAGCAUCAAGAUCAGAGACAUCUUGAGUGCCAGAGACGAGCUGAAUUUGAAUAUCUCGAGCCUGCCAGCCCCUGACCAGGCGGAACCCCUAGCGCAGCACAUCCCUGCGCCGCAGCGCCUACGCUUAGACGAGAAGAAGUAUACUCUGAAGUGCCUCUCCUUCAAGUCCUGUGGGUAUGUUACAGUCGACUCACCGGCUUUAAAUACUCGGAGUAUCUUGCCGCAUGGCGCUCAGGGCCUUGGGGCCAACGGCAAUCCGCACAUCCAGGACCUAUCACCUCUGAUGCAGAAGUGCCGGGACAAGCUUCUCUGCCGGAUCGUUCCUUGCUUAAGGAACCAGGAGCUACUGCAGCUUACAACUGCUUUCGGUAUGGACAUGGGAUGGGCCAAUGUAUAUGAUGAGCGUACAAUUUACGACGCUAGAGCGGAUGGUGUUGAGCAACCCGGAAAAGGACGAUUUUCGGGCACAGUUGAUGCUGCCAGUAUUGCAGGGGCACGAGAUGGCGAGGCCAUGGUGAGCCUAGACUUUUAGUUCAGGCUCUAUGGUGACCAUACUUGAUUCCCCAAUUUUCGUAUUACCGCUCAGUAACCAAGAUAAUGGCCAGACGCUUCCGCAAGGGCUGGAUGAUCAGGACGGCGUAUAGUAUCCACUGCUGCUAAUAAAUGACGACUCACCAUGGACAGAUGGUGAGAACUGAACGGUUGGGCUUAGCAUUGCUGUAAUAGAAAGGAUGGCAGAGGCGUUUGGUAAUUGUUUUUCGAAAACUGGCAUGGAAAAAGGCAAUCGGGCCUCGCAGAAUUGGAUGGGAUGGCUAAUGUCGUAAUGAUCGCUGAGUGAAAAUCGAGCCAGGGGACUUUGCUCCCAUCGCAUUCGCUAUGUUGCUAGUUGGGAUCAGUUAAGUUUGCUCAAUCGAUAGCUGCUAGCAAGCAUUGUAUAAGUAAUGAUAUCGAACACCUUGGAGGAGUGUGAUAUAUGUUCAGUGUCGCUAAAUCCAACCUGAUGCAAUGCCUCACUCGUGACCGACUAACGUGAGUCUACGGGGUGCAUCAGCGCUGAGUUUUACUAAUUAAUCAU
Fusarium verticillioides 7600 is the source of this 3675-nucleotide messenger RNA. RefSeq lists its product as hypothetical. NCBI's taxonomy places the organism in Eukaryota, Fungi, Ascomycota, Sordariomycetes, Hypocreales, Nectriaceae. The transcript has a single exon. The coding region runs from base 571 to 3132 and encodes 853 amino acids. Gene Ontology annotation, molecular function: protein binding. The record is from RefSeq and is a predicted model, not a curated record.